UACUAGGUACAGUAAAUAUACUAUACACAAAUACAAAAAGACUAUCUUCCGUCGGCGGCGGUCUACACUCUAUAGUCUGUUAUGGUAUUUGAAAUCUGGAAUUCUGUGAAUCAGAUCUCAACAUACGCAAAUAACGAAAGAAUAUAAAGAAAUGCGAUACUUCUUACAGUGUGGUGUCCUUUACAUAUAGGUUAGUACUCUAGUACAAGCUUCCAACUCCUUCAACCUGUACAACAUUUUGAGAUUGUACCAAGUGUUAACACAGUAUGGGAAAAACAAAAAGACAAGUAAGCCAAGUGAAACGUGCCGGGUGCAGGCCGAGGCGACAACGAAUAAUUCGUCCACUAAAUUUACCUCCUGAAAUCUGGCAAAAAUACCUCUCAACAAAAUCGCACAAAGAAAACAUUCAACAAACGAAUACUUAUACUACAGAAAUGAAUUUACCUGCAAGCACAGCAAGUGAAAAUAAAUUGGUGAUGAAGGAUGUCAAGGCAACUAGUUCAAAAACUUCAGUUGGUGCUACCUGCUGUAAUUCUGCAGGAAAUGAACCAAAUAUACUCAAGCAAUUGUCUGUAAAAAUAGACAACUCGUAUGCAGUUCAAUUCAACUGUCUUUUUUUAAAUGAAAACUUGUGCAAAGCUCUAGAAAUCCAUAAAAGUAUUUAUGAUAAAGUAAUGAAUGCAAAACAGGCUUUUAUCAAGUUUUCAGUCCAAACAGUUAUUCAUAACAAAGAAAAAGGAUUAUCAGACCACGUAAUUCUUGCGGAAUCAGAACUUAAUGUUUCAUUGAAUUUAUUAGAAAAACAAGAAUUGCUAUUAUCCAAUUUACAGAAAACAUUCCGUGAAAUCACAGCACCACUAUCAGUAUUAACUUGCUACAAUAUAGAACAGGACAAUAUGCUCAGACUGUCUGCUUGUUUAAGUAAAAAAGAAAAUGAAAUAGAUGAUUUAAAACAAAGAAAUGGUUCACUAGAGAUUAAAAUACGUAACAAUGAACAAAAAUUAUUGAAGACUAAGCAAACAUAUCAAAAUAUCAUCAAAACCAAAGAUAAACUUCUAUCAGAUGCAAAACGAAAAUGCUGCCUUAUGAUGAAGCGUAUUCGAUUGAUGAAGGAAAGCAACAGGAGGAAAAAUAAUAAUAAUAUGGAAUCAUUAGGAAUUCAAGCGAAAAUUAAAAAUCUUGUGGCUGAAUCAAUAAAACUGACUGAAUCUCUAAAAAAAAAUAUUUUAGAAAAUCAUACACACAGUUGUACAACAUGCAACAAUGAACUGGCUGUCAAAAACAAAAAUGAAAUUAUUUUUAAUUUGAAUAAUCAGUUGAAAGAUUUACACAAGCAAAACAAACGAAAAGACAAUGUAAUCCAUUCUUUGUUAAUUUCCUCAAGACAUCUAAAUAGGCAAAUUGUUGCUAUUAAAGAGUCAAGCAAAUUAAAAGAAAAACAAUGUAAAUUUGAAACUGCAAAAUUAACAUCUUGUAUAGAUAAUUUAAGGAGAAAGCAAGAUCGCUGGUUAACAGACAGGUUCUUUCAAAAACGUCAUUCAAUAAUGUUGUUCGAAAAAAUCAAACAAAUGGAAAUACAAGAAAAUAAAAAAGCACUUUUUUGUUUUAACAAAAUUGAAAAAAAUUCAAAUGAUGCAGUGAUUCCAAAAACUUGAUAUACAAGAAGCAUAUCAUUUAUGUAAGUUUGUAAAAUAAUGAUAUAUGAUUAGACUUGUAUGUGAACAAGACUGUUAAAACUUUAAUGGAAUUUUUUAAUUAUUAACUAGUUAAUAAAUUUGCAUGUACAGAAAAAA
This is a messenger RNA of Nasonia vitripennis (jewel wasp), 1793 nucleotides long. RefSeq lists its product as uncharacterized. The transcript has 9 exons. NCBI's taxonomy places the organism in Eukaryota, Metazoa, Arthropoda, Insecta, Hymenoptera, Pteromalidae. The record is from RefSeq and is a predicted model, not a curated record. The coding region runs from base 267 to 1655 and encodes 462 amino acids.